AUCCAGCUGCUCGGAGAAAAUUCUAGAUACCGGCUUGAUGAUUUAAAAAGAGCCGAAGCGCUCAUCGUAGUCUAAUCCCGUUGUUACCUUACUGGAGUUGCUCUCUAUAGCCUAUUGUUGAGCGUUUAUUAAACAAGUGUGUUUAGCUGCAGUUAUUAUCUCACGAAGCGCAUUUCAUUGAAAUUAGUGAGAGUAUUUUUAUUAUUUGAUUCAAAAUGUUUUCCAUGCUGCCAUUGAUGUCACGAAAUUCCUGGUGGGAUGCCUGGGAUUAUCCAUCAACUUUACAAGACCAGAAUUUUGGAAUGGGUCUGCUAGAUUCGGAUCUUCUACCACCUCGUUUAUAUCGUGGAUAUGUUCUUCGUCCUCGUACUCAGGGAAACCUCGAUUCGUCUGGACAGUCUGAAGUAAAGAACGAAAAAGAUAAAUUCCAAGUAAUGUUGAAUGUCAGCCACUUUAAGCCAGAGGAGAUCGACGUCAAAACAGUGGACAACACCAUCGUCAUCCAUGGUAAACACGAGGAGAAAUCUGAUGAACAUGGCUUUAUAUCCAGAGAAUUUACCCGACGUUACAUGUUGCCAGAGGGCACCGAACCAGAGACUGUGAAAUCUACCCUUACUCCUAAUGGUGUUUUGAUGAUUGAGGCUCCUAAGAAAGCUAUUGAACCACCUCCUAGUAAUGAACGUGUUGUGCCUAUUAGUAUUCAGAAACCUGAAGCCAAUUAGUGACUCUAAACUGUUAUGAACUUUUUCAUUUUUAAAUAAUUCAUCAGUAAGUGACUUUUCAUUUUUCUGUUGUGUCAAGUUAUUUGGAAGACUUUAUUUGAUUAAUUUCAUAUUUGAUUUAAAAAAAACUUAUAGCAUUAGUAUUAAUUUGUCUUAAAAGUAUUUGGUGCUUUGUUGAUUAAAGCUGCUAAAUGAACCAUUGCCAGUAAAUUGUGUUGAAUAAUAUGCAAAAUUUUGUGACCUCAUUGACUGAAUUCUGGAAACUCUUUAAUACUGUUCUUUGAUGAAUUAUAAUUUUUCUAAUCAAUAGCUAUUUCAGUAUAUGUAUGUUUUGUUUUCACGUGAGCAUUUUCUUAUCAGCUGUUCGUUUCACAUUUUAUGUAUAACUUUGUCUACUAAUAAAUGUUUACUAACUAGAA
Molecule: messenger RNA, 1141 nt
Organism: Parasteatoda tepidariorum (common house spider)
Lineage: Eukaryota; Metazoa; Arthropoda; Arachnida; Araneae; Theridiidae
Product: protein lethal(2)essential for life
Biological process (GO): response to heat; protein refolding
Cellular component (GO): cytoplasm; nucleus
Source: RefSeq, a predicted model, not a curated record